Molecule: messenger RNA, 8535 nt
Organism: Erinaceus europaeus (western European hedgehog)
Lineage: Eukaryota; Metazoa; Chordata; Mammalia; Eulipotyphla; Erinaceidae
Gene: SREK1
Product: splicing regulatory glutamic acid and lysine rich protein 1
Exons: 12
Coding region: 4783-6375 (530 amino acids)
Biological process (GO): regulation of alternative mRNA splicing, via spliceosome
Cellular component (GO): nucleus; nucleoplasm
Molecular function (GO): single-stranded RNA binding
Source: RefSeq, a predicted model, not a curated record
UCAGCUCUGGCUUAUGGUGGUGCAGGGGAUUGAAUUUCGGACCUCACAAUCUCAGACAUGGGAUGGAAGUCUUUUGUGUAACCACUAUGCUAUCUCCCUAGCCCAACAGCAAUCACAGAAAGCAGUUUUCUAAAGCUUCCACCAAAAAAUAGUUGUUGAUGAUGGGAGCAAGGCCAUUGGCAUUCUAUUUAUUUGUUAGACUUUUACUUGACCAGCUUCAAGAGCUAAACUUUUUUUUUUUAAGUAAUUUUUUAUUUAUAGAAUCACUCGCUUUUAAUAGGCUAUAAUGAAUUUGAAAAUUCUGCUGUGUAGCAGAUUUAUUCAGAGCACUGACUAUGACAUGCAUACAUUGAUUUUAAAAUUUAAAGUGGUUGUUAUAAUUUAUACAUCUUUAAAAUAUGUUUUCAGUGGUGAAUGAUAAUAAAUAUUUAUAGUAUAAAGCAUUUGCCUAUCACAGCUUAAUGACCUUUCACAUCUAAUGCUUAAAACCUCUUUUAGAGGCAGGACAAACAAAAUAAUUUACUAUAUAAUAAACAGUUUUCAAGGUUUUAUGCUUACUUCAGAAUGUCUAUUCUGGGAUAUCAAACACAUUACAGCCAGAUACACUGAGUUUGCUAUUUUUGAAGUCUUAAGAUAGGAUAGUCUUUUUUUCAGAUAAAAUUGAAAGUAUUUUUCCCAUAAUUGGGGGUUUACAGUGGAGAAAUGGAGAAUAAAGAUGCAUUGAGGUUAAUUAUUUGUGAACUCUAUUCUUAUCUACUGAUCUGCAAAGGGAUUGUGAGCCCAAAAUUGGAGAACAAGGUAGGAAAAGAGCUGUGGUUUAGUUCUUCAUGCCAUUUUCACUAGUAAAACUGCAUGGGAAAAAAGAAAUCAGGUAGAAGGGUUAUUAAAUUGUAAUAUCAAUUCAGAAAAUUAGACCACCACCAACAUAGGAUCUUGGUAUGUUCUAGCUUGUUACUGAAUUUGAAUUAAGAAAUUAUCAGUGCUACCUUGUUGGAACCUUGCUAUAUUCCCAUAGAUUUUUUUUUUUAAAGAGAAAUCUUGAGUAACUGUUAUACAUUCAGUGUAGCAAGCGUGUAAAAGUUCUGUUUUGUUUAUUUUACUUAGUAGAGAUGAAUAGAUGCACAUUUAUUGCAAGAGCUUCUAAGUAUUUUUAAUGUUACCAUUUUGAAACAAAAUUAUACUAAUUUUUAACUUAAAUUCAGUAAUUUAAUUUUUUUUUUUUUUUUGCUGUAGGAUAGUUACAUUUCAGAACACUCACCUAAAAUAGCUGGUAUUUGGAAAACAUUCUAGUACACAUUUUUCAUGAAUUUAUGGAUCUUGAAGAAUGUCAGUGAGCUGUUAAAGAUCUGAUUAUGCACUGCAAAUUAAAUAGUGUAUUUGUGUUCAAGGAAAGAUUAAAAAAAAAAAAGAGUUUGAAAUAAACCAAAGGAAAGCAUUGUAGUGGAGCAGGUCCUGUAUGCCAGAAGCAGUCGUCUGUUUACUUCCUUGACUGCAUUCUUCCUUGUUGGGGAAACAGCAUUGUGAAGGAAAUAGAAGAUGCUAGACAACAUUCCCAAGAAAUUUUUUUUUUCCCCAUUUGCUGUUUCAUUUUUAAAAAAUAAUUCAGAUAGUCUUGUGAAUAGAUCCUAAACUGUAUAUAAAUAAGGUGUGAUGUGUAGUAGUUUGAUAAUAUGGUAAGCAUUAGCUAUUGUUAAGGAAACAUCCUUGCAUUCUAGUUGUCUAUAUUAAUGACUGUUGUUGCGUGUAUCUCAGAUUUCUUUUUAUAAAUGUUAACACUUAGAGAAUAAUAAGGUCAAACAUAACUGGGUUGUCAACCUAAUCAUCAGUCAUAACUUUAUGUCCACAUUUUCUGGUAGAUGGAUUUUGACUAUUAAUUUGGUUUUGUAUGUUUUCUCUAUGUGAUAUUUGUGCAUUAUUAGAUGACUAGACUGGCCAAGGCAGACCUGUUACACUUGCCUGAGUUAGGCAUUGUUUGCCAUGCCACUAAACCUGCCGCCAAGUGAAACCUUCAUUGGGGAAAUGAGAUCGGAGUCUGAACCGCAGAAGAUGGACGCCCUGUCUCUGUUUUUUAUUGUUUUACUUUAAUUUUAUUUCUUUUUCUUUAUUUUGUCCCUUUUAUUGUUUUUGUUUUUGUUUUGUUAAAUCUCUUUCACUUUAACUUGUGAGCUGGUUUUCCAGUUCUUUGUAAAUGGUAUUCCAUUAAGGGUUUAUAACAUUGUAAUACAAAUUAUAUUGGGAAAUGACUAACAAAGUUCAAGUUUAAGACAAAAUGAACCCUCAUGAAAUAAAAAUUAGGAUGUAGUAUUAUGAAACCCAAUAUGAAUUUAAUUGGUGCUUAUAGGAUGAAAAGGUACAUUUUGUUCUUAAAACAUUAAACACUGAUAUGAGUCUUAAGAGCACCUUCUGAUCUCAGUGCAACAUUUUGGGAGUUUUUUUUUUCCCUCACUAUUGCAUUUUUCACAAGAACCAGUUGAGGGAUUGAUAGAUAGUCAUCUGAGAGAGUGCCUACUUAGCCAUAGUUUCAAGCCCCUGGUACACAGAAAUACCAGUGCAGCACGGGAAAGCAUUGUGGCUGUGGUCUUUCUUUUUGGAAGGAGGGUUUGAAGAAAGAAAAAUGCCUUCUAGUUUUUAUCCUUCCCCUUAAAAUUUUAGGCAUACAAAAUCAACAAGGAAAAUAAGUAGAUUUCUUAUAGCAGACUGAGGGUGGCAAAUAGAAGAGGCUUGCUUUUAUGAUGAUUUUUUUUCUUACUUCCUUGAUUUAUACCUUGUUGCCUACAUGGGGAAUGGAUAUUUGAGAAGUAUUGACUACUUGUGUUUCUUUGAAGAUUUUUGUUCUUGUUGAGAACAUUUUUCUGAGGUUACAAACAUUUUCAUGGAUUCUGAGAUCAAAGACUCGUACUUUCAUGUUAAUACUCUUGAGAGAUUUUUUUUUUUUUUCCUGAGUUGUAUUUGAGAUGUAUAGUUUGGGGAAAAUGCUAAAUGCUCAUUAUUAUCAUGUUUCAAAUACAUUUUGAUAGUAUUUAAAGGGUAAACUUAGUAAAAUUCUACCUUGGAAAUUAAGCAGUGGAACUUUUUUCUUAAAGUAUCUUUAUUGAUACUAGAAUAAAAAAAUGCUGUGCUUACAGUUAGACUUAAUAUUUAUAAUAGUUUAUUACUACUGUGAGAGACAGUAAGGACCAGACAGUCUACCUUUUUGAAGUCAACUUUGGAAGACUAUUAAGCUUAUAACCUUAAUGUAGUCUUUCUACACUCCUCUAUAGUAGUUUUGCUAGUUUAAUUGACAAAUAAUAUUGUAUUGGGGAUAUUGCUAGAUUGGAAUGCCUGAUUUACAUUUUAGAUGCAUAAAAUAGGGUCUGUAUCUCAGGACCUCAGUUAUUUUUAUCAACAUAUGUUUAGGGUUUUAUAAACAUUAAGAAAUAAUAACCUAUUUAUAAUAGACAAAGUAUAGUGCAUAUUUGGGUAUACAGAUAAGUGUUAAUACUAGUAUGUAAAAAAUAUAAAAUAGUUUGGUGUCUCAGUAAGGCCUGCCUACUUUUUAUUUAUUAUUAUGCAUGUUUAAAAAUCCGUGUGCAGAAGAAAACAAAAUAAAUUUCUUUUGAUUAUGAUGUUACAAAGCUUAGAAAAAAUUAGACAUUUGUUAAAUCUAAUAAAAUGUAAUUUUAAUUUUUAUAAAUAAUGUGUAGCUAUUAUUUAAAUGAAGUUUUAAAAUCCAUCUGUGGUUAGAAGUGUAUUUAGAUUAUAUUGUUUAGAGAUUUUUACCUACACAUCUGGUUGUAUAAAUGGAAUUUUGAUCACAAAAAACCCAGCAUGGAUUUACUCCAUUUUCAGUUCAGCAUAUACAUUGUAUAUUUUAAAUUACUUUUGAAGAAUUCAUAAUGAAAGUGUGUAGCCAAUUAGCACAUACAUAGAACAGUUCUUAAGUAGUUACACAGACAGUUUUUAAAGAAAUAUUUUGGAGAAAAGAUGGGUAAGAUACAGGCGGUCCAAAUAAAAUGUAUGAAAGUUGCAGUCUUCGUUAAAUUGAUUAGAAACUAAUAAUUAGAUGUAGAGUGUAUGUACUUAUUUCAGUAAUUUUUUUAAAUUUGUAGUCAUAGAGAUUUUUUUCCCCUUUUUAGUGUUUUAGGGAUUGAUUUAGUGACAUAAUUAUUUAAUAUUAGUUAAAGUGUCACAAAGAUGCCUUACUUUUUAUCAUGCCUCUUCAGAUAAGUUUACCCAAAUUAGUUUCUAGAGCCUAGGACCUUUUUGUGCUUACAUUUUCAAAACAUUUUUUUUGGAGCUGAAUUCUCUAUGCAUCUCUGGUAUUGGUGAGAUGCUUAUUAACUGAAUGGGUGUAGGCAUUCAUUUAAAUAGAUUACAUGUGAUAGACUUUUCCCCUGUGUACUUAAAAUUGGUGGGAAUAUAUUGGAAGACUAUUAAAAUUGUUUGCAUCACAAGUAGGUAGUUUGAGUAACAGUAGAGGAGCACUCAGUAAGAGACAAAUUUCAAUUUGCACAUAUUUGUUUUUUCUUUUUCUUUUUUUGACUAAUUUGGUUAUUUGCCAUUUCUGGGGAUUAAACUUUAAAAAAUGUUCUUCUUUUCUGUAUCUGAUGUUCUGUGUGCUAUUAGUGAUGCAGCCAACACGAACGGUUGUCAUGUGUAACACAACUUUCGAUCACCGCGAAAACACCGUCCUGGGAAAGCGUCCAUGCUUGAUAUCGUUUGGUUCAUGAACAUUAAGUUUCCAGUACAGGUAAAAUCCCAGAGGAAUCCAAAGCCCUCUCUUUAUUGGCUCCUGCGCCAACCAUGACAAGUCUGAUGCCUGGUGCAGGCUUGCUUCCCAUACCAGCCCCAAAUCCCUUGACAACACUGGGUGUUUCACUUAGCAGUUUGGGUGCUAUUCCAGCAGCAGCACUAGACCCCAGUAUUGCGGCACUGGGAGAGAUGCCCCAGCCUCCACUUAUGGGGAAUGUUGAUCCUUCUAAAAUCGAUGAAAUCAGGAGAACAGUCUACGUUGGCAAUUUGAAUUCCCAGACAACAACAGCUGAUCAACUACUUGAAUUUUUUAAACAAGUUGGGGAAGUGAAGUUUGUGCGAAUGGCAGGUGAUGAGACUCAGCCGACUCGGUUUGCUUUUGUGGAAUUUGCAGACCAAAAUUCUGUCCCAAGGGCCCUUGCUUUUAAUGGAGUUAUGUUUGGAGACAGGCCACUGAAAAUAAAUCACUCCAACAAUGCAAUAGUAAAACCUCCUGAGAUGACACCUCAGGCUGCAGCUAAGGAAUUAGAAGAAGUAAUGAAGCGAGUACGAGAGGCUCAGUCAUUUAUCUCAGCAGCUAUUGAACCAGAGUCUGGAAAGAGCAAUGAAAGAAAAGGCGGUCGGUCUCGUUCCCACACUCGUUCAAAAUCCAGGUCUAGUUCAAAAUCUCAUUCUAAAAGGAAAAGAUCACAGUCAAAACACAGAGACAGACAGACAGAGAGACAGAGAGAGAGAGAAAAAGAAACCACGGCACCGAAGCUUCCUGGGUCACGCACAUGGCAAAGCAGCGCAAUAUCCAAGAAUAGGUCCCAUAAUGGAUCACAUUCAAGACAAAAAGAUAGACGAAGAUCUAAAAGCCCACAUAAAAAACGUUCCAAAUCAAGGGAAAGAAGAAAGUCAAAGAGCCGUUCACGUUCAAAGGACAAGAGAAAAGACACCCGAGAAAAGGUCAAAGAAAAGGAAAAAGUGAAAGAAAAGGAAAGGGGAAAAGAGAGAGAGAGGGGAAAAGAACGGGGUAAAAAUAAAGAUAGAGAAAAGGACCGGGAAAAAGACAAGGAGAAGGACAAAGACAGAGAACGGGAAAAAGAGCAUGAAAAGGACCGUGAGAAAGAGAAGGAAAAGGAGGACAAAGAAAAAGAACGAGAAAAGGAUAGAUCCAAAGAAACAGAUGAGAAAAGAAAAGACAAGAAAUCCAGAACACCACCAAGAGGUUAUAAUGCAUCAAGAAGAUCCCGUAGCUCCAGCAGGGAAAGGCGAAGGAGGAGGAGCAGGAGCACUUCCAGAUCACCAAGAGCAUCAAAAGCCAUAAAAAGGAAGUCUUCUAGGUCUCCGUCACCUAGGAGCAGAGGUAAGAAGGAUAAAAAGAGAGAAAAAGGAAGAGACCACCACAACAGUGAAAGAAGAGAGAGAGAGCGCUCGGCUUCUACACGGAAGACUACUAAUGACAGAGAUGGGAAGGAGAAAAUCAAGAACAACACUUCACUUAAAGAGAAAGAGCAGCAACACAGUAAAGAACCAGAAUCAAGUGCUGGUAAAGAAGUAGAUGACAUGGAUGCACCCAGGACUGAGGAGAUAGAAGUACAGCACAAUGGGAAUUGUCAGCCAAAUGAAGAAAGUCUGUCUAGCAAAACAGAGGCAGUAUAGAAGUGGCAUGUGCACUUGGACAUCACACUGAAUAAAAUCCAAAGCUUUCAAUUCUCUCAACAAGAUGAGCAGUGAAGAAAUGCACUUGAGUGUACAAAUACAAGCUAACAGCUUUUCAAGUUGUUAGGUGGUUUUUGUGACCAUCUUGUAACUGAGUGAGAAAAUAAAAGCAUGGACAUCGUAAAAGUAACAGAUGUUACCCACACUCUUCAUUUUCUUAAAUCUGUGCGUUUCCAUGGUGGACAACACACUUGUCAUGUGGUUUCUUAAUGUUUGCCAAGAACCAUUGCAAAAUAAUGGGACAUCAAAGAUCCAAAUUGAUAUUGUCCAUAAAGGCUGGAGAUAAGCGUCGGAGACUCUUCAAAAAUAUGCUUGUUACUGAAUUUUGUAUUGUUUUACUUUUUAAAAGUUUUUCAAUAUAAAGAUUGAUGAUGUGCUUGAAAUUGGUACAGAUAUAUACACAACCUUGUAAGUACAGCAUAUGUAAGAUGUUUUAACAUUUCUUAACAGGAUUUAUAGUGAUUGUGUUAAAUUCUUACUAUUGUGUUUUAUUUUGCUUACUGUUUAGGACAAUAGUUCUUUAAAAUAUUUUACAGAUUAAUGUUGCUUAAAUAGGUGAAUUAAAAAACAGCAGACAAUGCAUGCUACUGUUCUCUUUUAAAAGGAAGAGCAGCUGUGUUGAAUAAUUAUUAGUAUUCAUUGUUUAGAAUCAUUGGGUCUCCCCCCACACACAAAGUAAGCAUUUCUUUUUGAACUUUCCUGACAUUUCCAAGCAUAUCACUAUGAAUAUUAUUACAGUGUGUGUUGUCAGUCGUAGGUGGGGAAGGCGCCAUUAUAAAAACACAGGAAAAAACUGGGUUUUCAAAAUGGGCUAUGGGAGCACAAGCUGAAGCUUUAGUGCCUUCUACAAUGUGGUAUACUGUUUUCUAGAAUUUUAUAUGUGCUAGUCAUUCUUUGUUCAUAUGAAAUUUAGACGGAUGUUCCAUUCGCUCCCAUAGAUGUGUGCAAAUGGUAUGUCAGAAGAGCUUCUUACUCACCUGAUAUGAUAGGAGUAUACUGCUGUUAAGAAUGACUUUAGAACGUAUAACAGUGCAGUUGUGGGACCAUCAGUUUUAUACUGUGAUAAUUGAAAAUGAAGCAUGUUCUUAAUUUACUUAAAGCAGAUCCUUUGGUUGUCUACAUUGGAUGGCUUUAACUAUUACCUCUCAAUCAUCCUUUCAUAAAUAUUGUGCAGAAAUUGUACUUAAAGGAGAAUAUGUGAGGUUUUAUGUUUAAGGAUAUGUUUACUUGUGUUAAAAAUACAGGUCAUCCAUUAUUGUUAGGCUCACUUACUAUAGAAAGCAUACAGGUAGUAAAAGGACAACAUUGCUAAUAGUUUCCUGAAAACAGUAACUCACAGCUUUAGAACUUUUCAUAAUUAUAUUUCAAAAGUUAAAUCUUUUAGUGUGUUACUACAAAAUCAAGUUAAUUAUUUUAAUGCAUUCUAAUACAAUCAAAUUUCUCAGUUGCCUUACCUCAUGAAAAGAGUUACUUAUAGAUUUAAAAAACUGAGUAGCCCAUCAGUUACUUGGUUUCACCUUGAGUUUUCUUUUAAUAUUAUUGAAAGUAUUUUGUGCAGAAUGGAAAGAGUUAUCCUUAUUGCAAGUAGUGAAGCCUGGUUUGAUUAUGAAGCUGCUUAAUUACUCUUCAUUUUUCAGAAUUACUGUGUUUCUCCCUCUCUUUGUCUCUGUAUAUUAAAAUUUUUGAAAAUGCUUUACUAUGUAAAGUAUAGAUGGUCAUUUUAAUCAUUCAACCACAUAUGGUUGACUGGUAAACAGCUUAUUCUGAUACAAGAAUGCUUGGGUAUAUUUGGAAAGAUUGUAAAGGAGUGUGUCUUUCAUCAACAGCUGUUUUAUUUAUAAUAUGUAAGUAGAAUAGAGAAGAUGUUUGAAUCUGUUAUUUUUUAGUACCAUUUCUCUAAUAAAGCUAAGUAUUUUAGAGGAAAUACUUGUUUAUGCAUUUCAAAAUAGCAUUAGUUUAUUACUUUUAGCUGGGAUAGAAAAUUGUUUUGCUAUGGAGCGUGCAUAUUUGUGUAUUGUCUCUAAAACAAUCAUUUAAAGUUUGUUUUCUUGUACUCUCGACACUUAUUAAAUGUUUUUUUAUGUUGAUAAUUCAUUAUUU